Molecule: messenger RNA, 567 nt
Organism: Sphenostylis stenocarpa
Lineage: Eukaryota; Viridiplantae; Streptophyta; Magnoliopsida; Fabales; Fabaceae
Source: the annotation of a GenBank genome assembly
AUGAUUGAGUCUGUCCAUGCAUAUGAUGUUGAAAAAUUUGACCACCUCCGAACCAGAUGGUACUUGCUUGGAUCAUUGAAUGUUUUGAGAUUGUCAUUGAUUCUUGUCAGUGGAGUUUUAGAGUAUUCUAUAAACAGAACUAGUUGCAUAAGUCAUCUGUCAAAUUCUGACUUUUGGCCUAUUACCGGUUUUACCGUAACCAUGAUCCGUGCUCUAUCGAGUCGUCUUGACAAAACUGGUGGGAGUGUUAUUGGUCUGUAUUGGUUGUCGAAUCAGGGACGGUGCUCGUGCAAUUGUGGCUCUCACUGCUAUGGCCUUGCUGUUAUGUACCAUCCACUGUGGAUAUCAAACCACAACUGCACUCCCAAGACACCCUCUACAUGGCCAAUGGAUUUCGUGGGUAGGAGCACUGAUUAUGAUUUCAGGUUUUAUGCUUCUGGCUCUGGGGGUUCCAUAGUUGCUGACUUGUUUCUUAGGUUGUUAGAGGAGCUACAAUACCGUAAGGAAACUGAUAUUCAUCAGAAUAGCAAACUGAAUUUAAAAGAUGACCAGUUUUGUUACAAUUGA